Pelmatolapia mariae (spotted tilapia) is the source of this 1580-nucleotide messenger RNA. RefSeq names its product glycolipid transfer protein domain containing 2b (gene gltpd2b). The record is from RefSeq and is a predicted model, not a curated record. The coding region runs from base 102 to 1019 and encodes 305 amino acids. NCBI's taxonomy places the organism in Eukaryota, Metazoa, Chordata, Actinopteri, Cichliformes, Cichlidae. Gene Ontology annotation, biological process: intermembrane lipid transfer. The transcript has 4 exons. Gene Ontology annotation, molecular function: lipid transfer activity. Gene Ontology annotation, cellular component: cytoplasm.
GCCAGGGGACCAGAACUCAUGUGAAACACAGAGGAAUUAAAAGAUAAAGGAAAGAAAAAGGGACAAGAGGCAGACUGGACGGCCCCACACUGGACUUCAGUAUGGGUGUAAAGAGCAAGGCUGCUGCAGCUAUCCUUAUCCUGCUGCUGUUCCUUGGCUCGCUGUGGCUACAGGGGGGGUUGGAUUACCACUGGGAUUCUUGUGUAAAAGGUUACAAUCAGUUAAAUAAGCUUCACCAGCUGUCCAACAGCAGUGUGGGCGAUGGAGCUGAGAGCCAGCUUGAGCUGUGCCCCGGUCAGACCUUCCAGGUGUCACUUCUGCUCUCCCACCUGCUGGAUGCCCCAACUCACAACUCUGACGUGCUGCUGCAGCCAUAUCUGUCCAGCUGGGACGAGCUUGUCAAGUUCAUGGACUCUCUGGGGCCAAUGGUGGGACUGAUAUCUAAAGAGAUAGAAAGUAAGACUUCUAUAAUUCGCCAACUGGCCCUGACGGCAGAGGGGAACCCUGAAGCGGAGGUAGGCCCGGAUCUACAUUCCAUAAACUCUGUAAACUCACAGGGUGGUGGGACAAAGAAUAAGGCGUCGGUGCACACCAGUGGUUAUCACUCUGUGCGCUCUAUGAUCUUGAUGGAGCUGAAUCAAGGCCUGGUGAGUUUCCACCACCAGACAGACUCUGGAUGCCGGACUCUACUGCGCCUGCAUCGCGCUCUGCUUUGGCUGAAGCUCUUCCUGGAGAAGCUGGCUGAGACACCAGUGGAGGGACGGCUCAGGAGUCCCUCUGACCUGUGUCGUGAGGCCUACAAGAGCACCCUCGCUCAACACCAUACAUGGUACAUCCGCAAGGCCGCUGAGCUGGCCUUCAUUGCCCUACCAGAGCGGGGCUUCUUUUUCAGGCUGGUGUGCGUGCAGAACCAGGAGGAGCUGAGCAAAGUGCUGCACAGGGUGUCUCGGGCCAUCGGAGAGGUUUAUGACCGGACACAGAAAGCUCUGGAGGAACAUGGCAUGCUGGACUUGCCAUAAAAAUGAGGUAAUCAGACUUCUUUGGGUUGUGCUCCUGCUCUGUAUCCUUGGCGUCAUAUAUUGGAUUUAGAUACAAAUAAGAUGCAAGCUUUUCUACGACACAAGAAUUGACUUGUUUUUCAUCCAGAACUCAGCUUUUUUUUUCUACGGACCAAAGUGCUGUGUCAACAAUCAACAUAUGACAUUCAGCUUUACUUUGAUGUUUCUCAUCAGAUUUUAUGGGCUACUAUCUCAAACUUUGUUGCUGAUGAUGAUGGUUUAGACUGUGCAUUAUUUAGGCAGGUGGGCACAGUUACAAAAAUAUAAUCGAUUUUUUUUAGUACCGCAUGUGUAACUGAAAUUGAAAAUUGGUAAUUGCUAUAUUAAAAAGAACUGCUCUUUUGCAGUGUUAUUCCUCUGGUAAAUUACCUCGUAACUAUCGUGUUGGUCUGAAACCGCCACACGACCAAAUGGAUUAGAAAGUUACUGCUUCACAGUGAUGCUGUGUGUAGAGUAUGAAUUUGUUAUUUUUACAUCUAUGUGAAUUUUUUUUGUAUCAUGUUAAUGAUUAAUUAAAAAAAG